AGACGAAGUAAAUACAUUCAAAGUACAAAUCGUAUACAGAGGUAUUUUUGAAGGAGACUACGAGUGUGUGCACAUUUAUGAACGACUCUACUUACAACCGUAGGCAUCUUGUAAACCUAUGUAUCAAAAUCUAAAACACAAUGACUACGGGGAGAGGAGCUCUUAGCAUCUUCCUAAAUGAUGUUCCGGAACUAUUCAAGUCUGUCGGUGUAUCCAAGUUUGAAGAUGUGGACAAUGCAAAUGUUCUGGCGAAGCCCAUUAUCAACAAACUUCAGAUGUUGAUGGUGGGGGUAGGAAACGCGACGGAUGCUGAAGAGGUGAUAUCCUCCUUGCAACGACUUAAUGCCCCCCCGACGACUUGCGGGCGAGUGUUUAAAAACGGUGACCCCACUUUCCUGUGCAAAGACUGUGCGAACGAUCCCACGUGCGUGUUGUGUCAGACCUGCUUCCAGGAUAGCAAUCACCGCACCCACAACUACAUCAUGUCUACCUCCGGAGGCGGAGGUUGCUGUGACUGUGGUGAUCCCGAGGCGUGGGUAGACAGCACAGCCCACUGCGUCAAGCACAGCCCUCAGGAACUGACAGGCGCCGACGGCAAGCCACUGAACCCCGUAGACUUGUUACCCAAGGGUCUAAUUUUGUCCUCUGGACCGCUGCUGAAGUGCGUUGUGCUAUACAUCACUUGGGUACUGGGGGGUGGUCUGGAGUGGAGCUCUGGGGACACCUACGACGCACCUCUCAGUACUGGACAAUUAAACAGGAACGAGACCGCCCCGGCCUUUGCGCAACAGGCGGACAAGUGGAUUGAAGACGAGGACCUGUCACCCAAAUGGCACGCGGUGCUGCUGAACGACGAGACUCACUCGUUUCACUCAGUCACUUCUCAGCUCAUGAAGGCCAUUAACGCACCUAAACAACGCCGCGAGGAGAUCGCCAUGAUAGUCGAUUCCCACGGCUGGGCGUCCUUCAUGGUAAGCAGCAAAAGCCGGUGUCAAGCGGUGUGUGACACGCUCAAAGAGAUUCGCCUGAAAACACGUGUCAUAAAUGCCAAGGUUAUGAGUCAUAUGUUCUGUGCUAUGGCUAUGACCAAAUGGCUGCGCAAUCUGUGCGCGGCCUCAGACGGUCUCCGAGUGCUGGUUUCAGAUGCGCUGGUGGCGCCUGUGGAUAUGGGAUACAGGAGAGGCAUGCUACUGAGUAUAGACAAUGAGAAAACACGCAUGUCGUCCGAGGGUGUGGGCGUGCGUCUCACACCGCGCUUGUUCGGCGGAGAAGUCUAUGAGUGGGUGCACUUAGACGUUGGCACAGUUUCUGACCAGUUAACAGAUACAGAUACAUCAGACGAGGACGAGGAUGAGGAUAGCGAGAUGGAGACUAAUGACGAUGAUGACGAUAUAGACAUGAUACCCGCGUUAAUGUCCGACAGCAGUGACAGCGAUACUCCGUUUAUCACCAAUACGAUCACUAACACGACCAAUAAUACGACAAGUACUAGUAACGAUAAUACCACCACGGUACAAGAGGCUCUGCGUACAGGCACUCCAGCCCAGCAGCACGCUGCCAUCAUCGCACUACAUGGCCAAACACCCGGACCAACAACAACACAACCAACAACAGCAACAACAACACCACCACCAACAACAACAUCAACACCACCAACAACAACACCACCAACAACAGCAACAACAACACCACCAACAACAACAUCAUCAACAACACAUGAUGUACAGCCUCUCACCACAGCCACAGCCACACACACCCGAGUCCAUGGCAACGCCCCCCCGACACGGGGGCGCGGGUGGGGUGUGCGUGGCCUGAGAGGCGCGGCACGGGGUGGUACGAGAGCCGUGAGAGAAGUGAGGGAUGCGGGUGGUACCAACACCAAUGCAGAUGGGGCUGUCCAUCUGGGGCAGGGGCAGCCCCAUGGGCGCACCCAUGCGGGAGCGAAUGGGACCGGCGGCCCUGUCCCGGCUGUGUUUGGUCCGGGUACACCUGUGGGUGGUAGUGGGUCGUCGAUGCGGAGUAUAGGGAAGGGGAAUGCGAGACGUGCGCGUAUCAAGUGGCGAAAGCAACUGUGCAAGGAGGUGUGUGGGUGGCGCGUGGCGACGGGGACUUUUGGCGGGAAACCCGCUGGGGUGGGUGGAGUAGAUGGAGCAGCGGAGCAACUUACCUACCUGGAUGUACAGAUGAUGAGCAACACGCCGUGCUGGAAAGCGCCGCGGCUGUGUCUGCAGCGGUUGUAUAUUGAGAGUUUGCUGCAGAUCUUGUUCUACAAACAGGCCUUUGCCUUCGCCUACGUGCGCAACUACCGGGUGAUCCACAGCCACUUCUGUCGCAGCGACAUCAUGUCGUCGGACUCCCUCACGAACGUCUCGGUGCAGCUGUUUACCGUGCCCAGCAUAGUGUCCUACCUACACGCACGUACGGAUGUACUGGGGAUCAUGACCGACACACUGGAGUACGUGCUUGAGCCUGUCCUGGGCCAUGAGGAGGAGCGGCGGUGGCAGAAAAAGUCACUCAAGCGCGAAAUCAAGCGCGAAAAAGAAGCGGACGAAAGUCCCCGUCACAGGGCUGAAAGUGGGACUGCUGGUCAGUCCGCAUAUGGGAACACUGCGACGACAACGUCUGCUGAGGAGCGAACCGCCGGAGACUCCAGCACGCACACACACACGCACUCAGCAGCUACAGAUGAGGGUACGUGCGUGGAUACUAGCACACACACCGCCACAGAGAGAGCGACGGGCGAUAGUACGACAAUUACGGAUGAUCUGAAUGUGUGGCAUGUGUGGUGUGGCAAUGGAGAGUUUAGAUAUAUGCGACGGUUUGGGGUGUUGGUGGAUCUGAAGUAUCUGCUCAGGCACGCGUAUAUUUUGGCGGGAAAGGGGCCCGAGGAGGAGAGUGUGGGGGAGAGGCUCGAGCACCACGUGCAUCGCAAAGAGACCGUCAUGAAGCACCUACUGAAGCUCAGCGGCAUAUUCAACGGCAUGGACUGUGUGAGGCGUAAAUUGGGUACCCACGUAGAGUACGAAGAUCGUGCCUGGCUGGAGGCGUUUAAUCUAUACAUCCACUUCGCACCGUGUCUGGAUCAACUGGUGGCCAUCAUCACCUUACUUGACCAGACGCCCAGCAUCGAUAACGGUGCUGCGGUUACGGAUAUCACCGAGAUGGACACAGACGACCGCGCCAACCCAAUAACCACGUGCGAAGGCACUAAAAGUUCAGAGGCUGGUGUCAAAACGGUGUCACGUGUCAACGAGGGUCCGGGCAAUGGUACCGAAUAUUCUGCGUCUGUGCUCAACUGGGCCAUCACCGAAGUCUCGCGCGGUAUCAUCCGCAAGAUGACAGCCCCGACGGUGCAGAGUCCCAAGUUCAAAGACUUGUAUGACAAUGACCAGUACGACCGCACCACACGCCACAUAUCGGUACACCAACCGCUGCACAGGGCCGCUGCCGAGAUGUUCAUGCAGCUGGGCAAGCUGGGGAAGCGAUUGGUCAACCCGCUGCCGCCCUCCGACCCCGUAUGGACACUACACAAAGGCGCCGGCUUCGGGUUCGAGAAGCUGAAAGAAGAUCUUGUACGCAUACAGGCCUUCGUUGCUCAGGUCAAUGCGGGUUUGUGGGCACGCAAUGGCUCGGCUGUGAAGUGUCAGGUGCACAACUACUUCGAGGCGGGGCAGUUUAGAGAUCGGUCAUAUGAUCUGGACAUCGUGUGCCUGCAAGGAUUCGCGGCCCUGUGCCCGCGUGACGAGAUGCUCGAGUCAAUGCUACACACGUACAGGCUGCACGACAUCCUGCGCCACGACGACGAGAAGAAGCGCAAGAAGAACUUUGCGCAGACGGGCAAGAACGCACGAGGGCGCUCAGGGCAUCACACGCGAAGGAGAACAUUACACAUCGACAUAUCCGACUCAUCCGGCGACGACGCAGAUGACGUGGCCAAUAGGAAUCGACGAGGCACGGGUCGUCAUGGCAACGGCGAGAAUGCCAGAGACGAAGAAAGUACCACAGAUGAUGAGGAUGAUGGAGAUUUCCGCACACGAAUCCCUCGGCACACCGAGCACGCAGGUGGCCAUAGACGGGGCUAUACACUCGAACACGCACACGGACAUGCACAUGAACACGCACACAACCACGCUCACAACCACGCUCACAACCACGCUCACAACCACGCUCACAACUAUGGACACACUCAGCCGCAAGCACCCCCACAACCACAGCUGCACGGCCCUGUCCCCGCCAUGCCACAGGGCGCAGCGCACAACUCGGUGGCAGCCCAGAUCAUUGCGGCCAUAACGGCCCCAUUCCUUCCAGGAACAGGAACAGGGCCAAGGGCCCAGACAGAUGCAACUGUGCAAAGGGCAGCACCCCACACCACCACACACACAGACCCACGCAACGGAGCAACGGUACACACAACCACGCACACCGUCAUCACAGGGCCACCCAUGAUGCCACUGAUGCAGGGGAUGGGCCCUCCCGGCCAACGGGGCAAUGGUGGGGGAGCACAACCACAAACUCACAGAGACGCCCUGGGCAACACCCACACUAUACUGCACGGAGAGCUUACCCCCGAGCAAGUACGCAGCAUGUUCACAGGCCUCGCACAGGCGAAUCCGACAGCUAAUCCUACUCCUGCAGGUCCUGUGCUACCUACCUACGGCCCACCCACCGUCGCCCAAGCGGCAGCAGCCGAGGUCAUGGGGGCAGCUACAACCGAGUUUAUGACCGGUUUAAAUGUUCUUCCUGGAACACGCAGAAACACUACCGGGGGGAUGAGUGACCCUGCCCUGGGUGCGGGAGAUGGAGACAGGGGUGCGGAAAGGACUAGAGUCGAGCGUAGGGCUAGUGCCAGUGAGAGUGAAAGCGAGGACGAGAUUUCCGCACAUGGCAACGCAGGGUUCAACAUGCCCCACUUCAACAUUCCGAUGCCUCCGGGGAUGCACCUCGGAGCCGUUCAGAUGGUACCAGUCCAAAUGGAUGCAGGAGGUGUAGGACAUACGAACGUAGAGCUGGCUGCGGGCACAGAAGAUAUCCUACAGCAGUUGUUACAGCGGCUCAACACCAACGCCAAUCUCGGGGUACCCGGUGGAGGUCUGCCCGGCGAUGCCGGAGCGAAUGCGACAGACGCACGCGUCCCUGGGCACCCACCAGCACAAACCAACCCACCCACACACACACACACACGUGCACAUACACAUACCCCACACGCACAUACACAUACGCAGGCACACACGCAUUCUGCGUCUACACACGCACAAUCGCACGGGGCAACCAAUAGUACACACACAUCACGAGCAGCCGGAAGCAGCGCGAGUGAAAGUGCGCCUGAUGGGCCGGAGAAAGGGUAUAUCCAGGGGUUUCAAACACGGGACGAGGCUUGCGCUGGUUCUAGCGACCCCGCGGAUGCGAUGGACGUUGACGAGUGGGAGGAGGACAGAGGCACAGCAGGAAGUACCUCCAGGGCAGCCGAGACACACGCGGCGAGUGACGCCAAUAGUCUUACAGCUAAUGCACGGGGAGUUGAAUCACGGAGACGGGAAGGAGAACGCCACAGCACCCACCCACCCACACACACACAGCCCGCAGCAGCGCAGCAGGCAUCGGACAGUCAGGUACACGGUGAGGGGGUAGCCAGACAGGCACAGGGGUACAGACCACCCACUACACAUGGGCAUGGGGUGAUGCAACGGCUUGCAGUGACACAGAUAGAGGACGAUGACUCGGAUGACGACCAGGACAUGGAUGAGUGGGAAGACCUGCCAGGGACACCCGUGUCAGCCGAGAUGGCAAGUCUCAGGGAACGUAUACGGGCGGUACGCGAGGAGCUGGAAGGAGGGACACAGACACAGCCAUAUACUCAGACUCAGACUCAGACUCAGACUCAGCCUCAGCCACAGACUCAGACUCAGACUCAGAAUGUAUCAGGCGACAGUGGUGCAAGUACAGCUACCAACCCCACACAGGCCACAGCGCAGCACACAAUAGACAGUCAGGUGCCCCGUGAUUCAUUAGCCAGACAGGCGCGUGACCACGAAUCCACCCCACCCCCACCUGCUACACGCGAGACUGAGACGAUCACUGGACUCACAGCCAUGCAACACAGUCAAGUGGCACAGAUAGAGGACGAUGACUCAGACGAUCAGCCCACGCAGGAGGGGGGGCGUCGUAGGCACGCAUACGAUUCGCCUGAGAUGGUAAGUUUCAGGGCACGCAUACAGGCGGCGAGCGAAGAGCUGGACAGACAACACCCACCGACACCGAGACGGCCAGAGACACAGCUACAGGCACGGGCAGAGGCGAUACAGACUAUGACACGAGCACAACGACAGGCACAAGAACGAAGACAAGCACGUGCACAGGCACAGACGCAGGCGCAGGCAGAGGGGUCAGCUGGUGGGAGCAAUGCACGCAGUGCAGAGGACAUGGUGGACGCAGAGAACUGGAUAGUGUUCUGA
Sphaeroforma arctica JP610 is the source of this 6452-nucleotide messenger RNA. RefSeq lists its product as hypothetical. The transcript is spliced from 20 exons. Lineage: Eukaryota; Ichthyosporea; Ichthyophonida. The coding region runs from base 141 to 6452 and encodes 2103 amino acids. Gene Ontology annotation, molecular function: zinc ion binding; ubiquitin protein ligase activity. Gene Ontology annotation, biological process: protein ubiquitination; ubiquitin-dependent protein catabolic process via the N-end rule pathway. Gene Ontology annotation, cellular component: cytoplasm; ubiquitin ligase complex. The record is from RefSeq and is a predicted model, not a curated record.